Molecule: messenger RNA, 2775 nt
Organism: Paramecium primaurelia
Lineage: Eukaryota; Ciliophora; Oligohymenophorea; Peniculida; Parameciidae
Source: the annotation of a GenBank genome assembly
AUGAAUAGAAAUGGAUAUAGGUUCUAAGUUGAAGCAACUAUCUUGAAUGUAUAAUUAUUGGUACAUAUUCCGUGCAAGAUAUAAGUUGUCAUAAAAUAUGGUACUUUAAAAUUUUUAAUUAUCUUAGAUUCUUAAAAGUUAGAGACUAAGUCCCACUAUGAAUUACAAAAAGGAAUGGCUAUAAUUAAUGAGACUCUUUAAUUUAAUAUAAAUGCAAAUCUUAAUCAGGAUGGAAACUUAGAAGAAAAAAAAGCCUAAUUAAUUGUGAUAUUAGUCACAGAAAAAGGUAUGAAAAAUGCAGGUUUUCAUAGCCUUGACUUUGCUCAAUAUUUUAAUUAAUCAAACACAUGUACAUUAGAUUUCUUUUUAAUAUUUAAUUUAGAAUACCAAGAGACAUUAGCACUAGACAAGUGCCCUGACAAAAAGGCAAAAUUAUUGAUUAACUUUAAAAUUACUAAAAUAGGGGAAUUUGAAAAAGAGUAUAUAUUUAAUUUACAAUAAUAGUAGUGAAACUAAAGAUCAUUUUUAUGAUUUAGCAUAAGUUUCAGUUAGCCCUUCUGGUCUUGAAUCACAUACAAAUUAAAAUUCAAAGGAUGCUUCAGAGUAGAUAUUAUUAUUAUCUGAAAAUAAAAUAGAUGAAUCUGGAUAUAAAUAAUAGAAAUAAGAAAAUUAAUUAAUAAAUAAUAAAGAUAUCCAAAUUAAUGAAUAAAACUUAUAAAUUUAGCAGCUUAAAAGUAAAAUUAAUGACAUGAUUGAAAAACAAAUCCAUGAAAAUAUGAUAAAUAAAUAUGAAUAAUAAUUAUAGGAUCAAGAAAAGAUGUAUAAACAAAUAUAGAAUAAUAACGAAUAAAUUAAUUUAUAAUUAGAAAAUCAAUAACAAAACUUAGAAAAUGAAUAAUCAAAGUAAUCUAUGGUUCAAUAAAUUUAAAACUUUAAUAUAGAAAUAUAGACCUUAUAAAAAUAAAUUUCAGAUAAAAAUUAAUAAAUCUCAGAAUUGAAUCAAAAAAUUGAAAUAUUAGAGAAUUAGUAAUCAAAAUAAAUAGGUUUUAGUUAAACGCUAAUAAAUAAUAACGUAAUAUUUAUUAUUUUAUUAAUAUAGCAGUAAUCUGGCGAAGAGAUUAUAAAUGAAACUGGAAACUUAAUUGAAGAAUUAUAAUCUACUUUAAGAAAUAAAUAAUAGGAUUAUGAAACUUUACAAUAAAAAUAUGAAAUAGAAUUAUAGAAGAAGGAUGAAUUAAUCCAAAAUUUAUAAUUAAGAUUGGAUGAAGUUGAAUUGAAAGAAAUUAAUAUCACUAGAUCAAGUUAUGCAUCAUAGACUUAAAUUAUUUAAUCUGAAAAAUUGAUAUAUGAUACAAAUUUUAAACCUAAAUAAGAAUAAUAAAUAAAUAGAUUAAAAAACCAAAUAUAGAUAUGGCAAUCCAAAUAUGAGAAUAGUCAUAAAGAACUUAGUGAUUUUAAUAAUUAAAUUCAACAUUUGUAAAGAUCAAUUGAUGAUGUACAAAUAUUUUUAGAGGAUCAAGAAGACCUUGUAGAACCUUUAUUUUUACUAAGAAGAGCCAUUUAAGAAAAACUAUAGAAUCAUUAAUUAAUUGAAUAACAUUUAGAGUAGAGAGUCUAAAAAUUAGAAUAGGAAUUAGAAGUGUGUUAGUAUUAAAAGAAAUUGGAAGAAAGUUAAUAAGUAAUCUAAUAUUUAAUAAAAAGUGUUCUGAUUAGAUAUUUGAACCAUAGAUGCAUAUGUUUAUUGAUGAAGUCUCUCACCUCAAUAAAGCCUUACAAUAGUAUGAAAAUUAUAUUAAUUAUUUUAGAAAGGUAGAACAAUUGAGAAUUCUUCAAUAAUAAGUAGAUCAAUACAAGUUGAAAGAUUUAGAACAAUAAAAGUAAUCAGAGGAAACCAAAGUUUAACUUACAAGCUUGAGAACGAAUUUUGCAAAAGUUAAACAAUAAUUAGCAGAAACUAUGUAGGAAAAAGUUAUAUUAUAAGCCAAAAAUGCAGAGUAAUUAAAAGCGUUAAAAGAAAAAAAUUAGGAAAUUCAAAAAGAAUAGGAACUCAUAGCUGAACUUGAACAAUUUAAUAUUUAGAUGGAAGAGGCUCUUUCAUUAACUCUAGAUUAGUAUAAGAUAUAGAAUACAUAAAUGAAAUAAGCCUAUGAAAAAGAAAAAAAGCUUAGAUCAGAAUUAUAAGAGUAAAUUAAAUCUUUGAAGGAAAAUUAAAUAAAGAAUCUUAAAAAUGAGUAACUAAAAAUAGAAGAAAAACAACAAAAAUGUAAUUGCAAAGAUUAGAUUUAAUUUUAUGAGUAAAAGAUAGCAGAAUUAGAAUUUUAAUUAUCAGAUUUCUAAAUUUAAAAAUUAGAUAAAACUAUCCAAAGAAAUAGUAUUGCUUAAAUUAGAACCAGUAUAUUAAUUAAUCAUAGAGAAUCCUUAGCAAUAUAAUAAUUAGAAGAGGCAACAAAUUAACUUAACUUAAUUAAUAGUAAUUAAGGGAAUGAAAAAUUAAAACCUAAGGAAUUAGAAGAUUAAAAUAUAAAUUUAACUGAUGAAAGAUUUAAAAUAUCAAAAGAGUAUUAGACAAUUUUGGAAAAAGCCCUUUAAACAAAUACUUAAAUUGAAAAUAAAUAUAAAAAUUAAGUAAUUGAAUUAGAAGAGAAGAUUGAAAAGUAAACUUAAUGUUUGGUGAGAAUGAAAUUAUAGAUUGCUGAUUUAUAUAGUGCAGCGAUUGAAAUUGGUGGGGCACUUUUGGUAGAUAAAUUGCAUAUAGCAUUAGGGAUCAGAGAAUGA